Diaporthe amygdali is the source of this 1266-nucleotide messenger RNA. RefSeq lists its product as uncharacterized. NCBI's taxonomy places the organism in Eukaryota, Fungi, Ascomycota, Sordariomycetes, Diaporthales, Diaporthaceae. The transcript has a single exon. The coding region runs from base 1 to 1266 and encodes 421 amino acids. The record is from RefSeq and is a predicted model, not a curated record.
AUGGACGCCUCAACCUUUCCCAUCAUGCUAAACCUUACCUCUCAAAUUCCGUUACCACUUCCACCAGACCACAAGUUAUUCUUCAAACACGGUCCGAGUCACGCCCCUGCAGCCAUCCCAGGCCUUGCGCACAAUCUUACGAAUCCCUCACUGCUCAAGACGUUCGCCAGGGAGAUGAACGGACCAACGCUUAAGAAGGAACCCUCGCUCCUGGAGAAGCAUUUCCAAGAGCAACAACAGCAACGCUUAAAUCUGAAGAAAAAGAACGAGGAGCAAGCGGAAAAAGAGCAACAACAAAAAGAGUCACAACCAGAACCGCAACAGCAAACGCAACCGCAACACCCGCCAUCAUCACAACAAUCUGCUAGGUCCUCAUCUACACCGUCUGCCAGUGAGUCCAGCGCAGACACUAAAGUUCCUCCGCCAUCCGCGUCACCAAACACCCCAAACCAACCUGUAUUUGACCUCGCCGGCGAUCAUCCAGCCUUCGCCGACCCCAAGUACGUACAGAUGGUCUCCCGGAUGGCAGCCUUCUACCAGCAGAGAUGCCAGGCGAUUCUCAACUACCAGCAACAAAGAUGUCAGACAUGGGCUACCGGCCACAGGCAGAAAUGCCAGGAGAUGAUGCAAUCCGCCAUGCUUGUCGUGGCAUGGUACAUCCGGGACCGGAUUGGGCGGAGGAGGCGCAAGAGUAAGCGGGCUUUCCGCCGUGGUCUGCGCGAGAAGAAUACUGCUGCUGCCAUGAGGCGAUUGCCCAAGGGCGAGAUUGUCCGCAAGUGGGUCAUGAACAUCCCCGAUGCCGCGCUGUCGCCCAACAACGGCAUGAGGGACGAUGCGAACCUGGACAUGGAAGAGAGAGAAUUCGAUAUUGAGAAGGAAGUCACCCCCGACAAGGACAGCCAGCUCUUUUCUGUCGCGGACCAGAUGAUCAAGUCUCAGCUGGCCAAGAUCGACAUCCCUCUUUUGGGGGCACUAAACCUAGACGACAGCGACAGUGAGAGUGACGACGACGACGACGUGGGACGCUUCUGUUAUGCGCCCGAGGACUACGAAAUGGAGGAUGACGGGGAGGACGAUGGAGAAUAUGACGAUGACGACAUCGAUUAUGAAGACGAGACUCAGGACCCGUCUGAGGACGAGAUCUCCCAGGAGGCGCUGAACGGGACCGGCAAAGGGUCGUUGAAGAGAAAGCGCAGCGACAGUGACAGUGACAUGGAACAACUUGAGGUGACCGUACCAGAACCAAAGCGCCGUCUCGCAAUCUAA